Marasmius oreades (fairy-ring Marasmius) is the source of this 1136-nucleotide messenger RNA. RefSeq lists its product as uncharacterized. The transcript has 5 exons. NCBI's taxonomy places the organism in Eukaryota, Fungi, Basidiomycota, Agaricomycetes, Agaricales, Marasmiaceae. The record is from RefSeq and is a predicted model, not a curated record. The coding region runs from base 95 to 1069 and encodes 324 amino acids. Gene Ontology annotation, cellular component: mitochondrial large ribosomal subunit. Gene Ontology annotation, biological process: RNA processing; mitochondrial translation. Gene Ontology annotation, molecular function: ribonuclease III activity; structural constituent of ribosome.
CAGAAUUUUACCGCUUCACACCCUCCAAGGACCACGAAAAAAAGAAAAAGAAACAGGCGGUCUCUCUCUUUCUCCUCAUUCCAUCAACCAAAGUAUGUCGAGAGGCGUCUCCUGCUUAAACUAUACCGCAAGGUCACUCUUCGCCUGUUCCUCUUCAAUUCCCUCCCGGACAGUGACGGGAAGGCACUAUGCCCCAGCCGUCCUCAAAAAGCGAACUCAUACAGGAUACCUAUCUGAACCACCACGAGCAACGCUCGCAGCGAACCGGACCUGGCGGCGAGACAACUCAGAGGCAGACGAGGCAUCCCAGAAUAUCAACUUGGCGAGUACAAAACAUGAGGGUUCCGAUAGACGGAAAGUGACCUACUAUAGGUCUCGAGUACCGGAACUAAAGCUGAAAGAGAGGGUGGACUAUUCAACAAUGCGCGAACCAGAUCCCGUUUUCGCAGAACACUUGGGUGGACUUUUCUCAGGACUUCAGUUUCCGAAGGAGCUCGCGAGGCGAAUUCUUACCCACGCAAGUCAUCCUGCAGCUGUAUAUGGACAUAAUGGCGGCCUUAGCUUUCUCGGUCGACGAGUACUUCACUCCUACUUACUCUUACUCCUGUCGUCUUCACCUCACCUGCAAGUAUCGGAUGACCUAGAAGAAAUCGUCUCUCGGACGCUCAACACUUAUGUUCUCGGAGAGCACGUAGGAUCAAAGUGGGGUUUGGGUCGUGUAAUGAGAUGGACGCCGACUGUCAAGGCAGAGAGACUGGGUUCAGCUGGAGAUAAAACUUCGUUAAUGAAGAGCGUUGGGUUGUAUAAGGUGCAGGGAGAUACUGUGGCAGCCGUUAUCGGUGGAAUGUACCACCAAUUUGGUGGCUCGGUGGCACAUAGGGUAUUCCAUACUCGCGUUUUGCCUCUCAUCCUUCUCGGGAAAAAGAACGAUGGUCUACCUGCAGCAUUCCAUGGUGACGCUCGCUCGAUAUGUAAUCAGAUGGGCGGAUUGCAAGGGCCAUUAUUAGCUGAAGCGCCCGCAUCCGGAAGCGGACAAUCCCCAAAAGCAGACGCUCAUGAAGCGUCGUAGCGGACAUGGGCUAUGUAAAUUUAUACGUAUCUACUCAUGAGAAUAGAAACAGGAUUUCCAUACCCUC